AUAUAAGCAGAUGAUUUAAAAGUGUUAUUUGUUCUUUCCUUUUGUGUAACCACAUACCCGUAUCUCGAUUGACACAGUUUGAGGUCUAGGCAAAGCUUACUGUAGAAUCUGAAAAUUUUUUUUCUCUUAUUUUUUGCUCUGAGCAAUUUUUUCUUUACAGUGAUUCAUAAACAUCUUUUCUUCUCUUUUAAUCGCUUGAGUAAUGAAGCGUAUGUUGCCGUUAUCAAAACGAGGGCGGUCUCCGCCCUUUGUAGUAUAAAUAAGGAAGAAGCUUACCAGCUCUCAUAGUUGAAACAAGAUGCAAAUUAAAACUUUGAUCGUUUGCGUAGCGCUAGCCACUCUCUUGGUAGUAGCACACUGUGCACCUGCUCAAAACAAUGCAAAUACUGAUACCUUCAUCCUCAUCCCAGUGGAAGCUGUUCAGGAGAAUGCCGAUCAAGAUACAGCAGAAUCGAGAGAUUUAGUGGCUUCGGCGGGACAUCACAGUUACGAUGUUCACGGACAUUUAGAUAAAGGUGCAUAUACAGGACAUCACGGUUCUUUCGGAUGGUAUGCAGAUUACCCAGUAGGAGGAGGGCAUCAUCAUCACUAUUAA
This is a messenger RNA of Centruroides sculpturatus (bark scorpion), 595 nucleotides long. RefSeq lists its product as uncharacterized. The record is from RefSeq and is a predicted model, not a curated record. NCBI's taxonomy places the organism in Eukaryota, Metazoa, Arthropoda, Arachnida, Scorpiones, Buthidae. The transcript has 2 exons. Bases 299 to 595 code for a protein of 98 amino acids.